Molecule: messenger RNA, 1134 nt
Organism: Periconia digitata
Lineage: Eukaryota; Fungi; Ascomycota; Dothideomycetes; Pleosporales; Periconiaceae
Source: the annotation of a GenBank genome assembly
AUGUUCUGCCACAUCACUCUAUCAAUCAAAUCGUGCACAUCAAUCCCUCCAUUAUCCAUUAUGAGACUUUUUGGGGUCUCUACUCAAAGCAUACCGGCGCUACUUGCCGGUUUGCUCCUCCCACAACUAGCAAUGUCUAGCCUGACUCCUGCCACCAAGAAUUUAACGGUCUCAGGUGGUUUCACAUAUUCGUAUGUGUUCCAGCCUGCAUCCGAUCAGAAGCCCACAUUUCUCUUCGUUCACGGGUUCCCAAGUGGCAGCCAUGACUGGCGACACCAGAUCCGCGAUCUCAGCAACGCUGGGUAUGGAGUCAUUGCCCCCGACCUGUUGGGAUAUGGUGGCACAGAUAAGCCUUCGGAAGUCGAGGAGUAUUCGGUUUGGAAAAUCGCCUCCCACAUGGCCAACAUUCUUGAGCAUGAGGAGAUAUCUCAGGUCAUUGGGGUUGGUCAUGACUGGGGAUGUAGUGCUCUUGGAAUGCUGGCAAACCGCUACCCUGAGUAUCUGUCAGCAUUGGUCUUCAUGGCCGUACCCUACUCAGCGCCAGGCCCAUUCGAUCUCGAUGCCAUCAAUAACUUGACCGAGGAAACUUUCGGCUAUCCGAGCUUUGGCUACUGGAACUUUUUUAAUGAAUCCGACUCAGCUACCGUGUUGGACGAGCACGUUGAAUCUUCUGCUUCAAUCACUUACCCCAACGAACCCUCUCUCUGGAAGACGGACCUUUGCCCCUUCGGAAAAGCACGCGAAUGGAUCACCAGCGACAAGAGAGCGCCCCUUCCAUCGUGGCUCACGCAAGAAGAGUCAGACAAACACAUUUCGAUCCUACGGGAUGGCGGAUCCACCGGCCCACUCAACUGGUACAAAGCCGGAAUGAGAAACAUCGACGUUGAUAAAUACGACCAGAUUCCUGCUUCUAACCUUAUCAUCAAGCAACAGACAUUAUUUUUGAUGGGUCAAGACGAUGCCGCGAGCAGACCGGAGCUAGCGAAGUCGGCUGCCGAGCAAGGGAAAACCGAGGGGUACUUGCCAAAUGUUGAGGUGCAAGAGCUGGAGGGCUGUGGGCAUUGGAUACAGUUGGAAAAGCCGCAGGAAGUCUUUGUUGCUUUGGAGGGCGUCGCUAAGAAGGCGUGCAAGUAG